AUGGUGAACACUACCUUGUUCCCCAAGCCAGUUAUAUGUUGCUCAAUCACUGUUACAGAUUUACUGUUUUUCCCUUCCCUACUCCCUUCUUUCUGUCAGACUGCUGACACGACUGUAGAUGCAAGAAAGACCAAAAGAAAAGCUAAAGCACCUCCUCCUCCAUCUGAGACCAAAAGCGUUGAUGUUUCUCCUUUUGAUGACACAGAAUCAGCCAACUUCACCAUGGAGCAGAAAGAGAAUGUAAUUGAUAAAGACAUUGAACUAUCAGUGGUCCUGCCUGGAGAUGUGGUCAAAUAUACUACUGUCAAUGGCAGGAAACCCAUGAUGGACUUACUGAUCUUUCUCUGUGCGCAGUAUCGUUUAAAUCCAUCAAGUUAUACUAUAGAGUUAAUGUCAGCAGAAAAUAGCCAGAUUAAAUUCAAACCGAACACACCAAUUGGAAUGCUUGAAGUGGAAAAGGUGAUUGUAAAGCCAAAGCAAAUGGAUAAAAAGAAACCUGCUCCAGUGAUACCAGAGCAAACAGUAAGAGUAGUCAUAAACUACAAGAAGACCCAGAAGACAGUAAUAAGAGUUAGUCCCCAUGCACCCCUUCAGGAACUCAUACCGAUUAUCUCCAGUAAAUGUGAGUUUGAUCCUUCGCACACUAUACUGUUGAAGAAUUACCAGUCUCAAGAAGCCCUGGAUCUGACAAAAUCUCUUAAUGACUUUGGACUGAGAGAAUUAUACGCCAUGGAUAUCAGUCGAGCCACAUCACCAGCUGAUUUAAAUUUACCAUCUUUACAAGACUCCUACCAAAUGUCUGAAAACUUAGAUGUUUUGAAGGAAAGAGAAAACAAAGGAUUUUUCAGUUUUUUCCAACGAAGUAAGAAGAAACGAGACCAAGCUGCCAGUGCCCCAGCAACUCCACUGAUGAGCAAGCCAAGGCCGACUUUUAUCAGCAGGUGCAACACUGUUAGCAAGCAGUAUGAUUCCAGCACCUUGCCGUCUGAAAUGCCAAAGAAGCGGAGGGCUCCUUUACCACCUAUGACAACUUCCCAGAGUGCCCCCCAGGAUCUUGCACAUGCCCAAGUCAAAACAGCACCUGGCAUUGUCAAAUCUAACAGUUUUGAUAGGAACAAACAGGACCCUCCAGGCCUAGGAGUAGUAAGGAAGGGCUCCCUGCCACUCAGUGACACGGCUUCUGUGAACUCCUCCUUGCGCAGGAUCAAGCGCAAAGCGCCCUCACCACCCUCUAAAACGCCAGAAGAUCAAAGUGAAAGCACUAACGAGCCUGUAACAACAGAAUUAACAUCUGCUAAGGAUGCUAUAGAAGAAAAUGCCACUGAAAUACAGACUGAAACAGCCGCAGGGAGCGCAGCCGGCAGCCUGGAGGGCGAUGCCCAGAAGGAAGAGAGGAGCGUGCGCCCGGGAGAGGGGACGGAAAGGGCAGCGCCCGCUCCGAGGACAGCAGAGGCUGCUGCAGCCCUCAGCUCUACUGAGCUGCCUUUGGAAACUGAGGAAAAUGAUGCUGCUUCCUCAGCUCCCGCUCCUGGCAGUGUUUCUGUAGACAACGCGCAAAGCCUCAAGGAAGAAAAACAAGAAAAUAUUAGCACAGAUGGCAAAGGACUCCAGACUAAGAUAAGUAGUGAGCAAGUUGCCUUUGAAAAAGAUGGGAACCUCAGAAUUUUGGAUGAAAAUAGAAAUGAUGGUGACAAUGGUACAAAACUUGUUGCAACAACAGAAGAAGAAAAAGAACUUCAGGCAAUAGAAAUUACAGCAGUAGAUUUUAGAGAAAAUAACAAGCUUGAAGCUGACAGACUAUCAAACUGCCAGGCAUGUAAAAAUGACGUCUCUGUAAGUCAUAGGAAUUAUCCUCAAGUGAUUCCAGAAAUGCAGGAGCAGAAGUCACAUCGAAACAGUCUGGACACAGUAAAAACUCAGGAUGUUGCAAUUCAGACAGGCCCAUCAGAGAGCAAUUUGGGAAGAACUGCAGUAAAGGAAAUUACUGUUCCCCAAGAGUGUGAGUCACUCAGGGGACUGGCCCCUCAACAUAACACAGGUACAAACAACCCCCUUGUCCGGCUGAAGCAUGGAGGACAAGAAGAUGAAGAAAUUUUGACAGAAUUAAACCUUCAGAGGGAAGGAGAAGGAAAUGCCAUAAAAGAUCAAAGUCACAUCUCUAUAAAUGGUGAUAAUGUUGUUUCCCCAGAAGCAACAGUGAAAAUUCCUGGUGACUCUCCUUUGAAAAGUUACCCUCUUUAUAGACAGGACACCAAGCCUAAACCGAAGCCCUCUAAUGAAAUUACAAGAGAUUACAUACCAAAAAUCGGAAUGACCACUUACAAAAUAGUGCCUCCAAAAUCCUUGGAGGUAAUGAAGAGCUUAGAAUCAGAAAUAUCAUCAGAUUAUAAGGAUGAACAGGUGUCUGCUCUGGAAAACUCUCUGAAGCCUGAAGACUCCAAAGAACUCAUAACACAAACUGAAGUUCCUCGACCUCAAGAAAGUGUGGAUCGUUUGCAGGUUGCUUCACAAACUGAACCUAGAGCAGCAAGUGAUGCCCUGCCGGGGACGAGCAGCAUUUCUGCGCACGCAGGGGCUUCCCAAGGGGAGCUUGCUGCUGAGAGCAAUCCAGCGGGAAUGCAGCUCCCCAGGCAGCGGGUCCCGCUGACGCUGAGCUUGGAUAAUGCACAUGCUUCUUCUGAGACUCAAGACAGAGCAACUGCAUUAAGUCCUGCAAUGAAACCUAGCUCUUUUUUUCUGCAAAUGCAGCGAAGAGCUUCAGCUCAUUAUGUGACAUCUGCAGUGGCCAAAAGUUCCAUUUCUGUUCCCAAUUCUAUUCAAAAUGAAACUAAGAAUACAGACAUGGAAAAAAGAAAAUACUCACCAGAUCAAAGUACUUUUCUUUUGAAUAAAGCAAGUAGUUUCUCUCCAUCAGCAGAUGAGCAAAAAGAUGAUGAGGAAAAAAUAAUUGAAUCCUCCAACUCUCCUGUUAAAAGCAAACCCUUGGGCUUCCCCUCCUGUCAACCAGCACCGUUGAGCUUAAAAACUCUCAGAACUUUUGCAGUCCCAAAGCCAUAUUCUAGUUCGAGACCAUCCCCCUUUGCUCUUGCUGUCUCGUCGGCAGUCAGGAGGUCACAGUCCUUCAACAAGACACGUGCGACCACGGGCCAGGCAGCGAGAGAGGAGCUUCCCGCUGAACCAUCCUCUGCGGCUUCUGCAGCCGGAAUCUCCUUGGCUGCUUCCAUCCCUCCAGUGAAAAACCCUUCCUUGCAGAGCGUGACGGGAGGGUCACACACGAGCCUCGCAGAUAAGACCAGCAGCUCUGUGAGCAGAGAGCAGGUGGGGGCAGGUGCCCCCGACCAGCCACCCGCUGCGGCCAAGGGGCAGCCCACGGUGCUGCCGCGUCCCGACCCCGAGCAGAUCCACCGGAGCCUCCUGGCUGCCAUUCGCUCCGGAGAAGCUGCUGCCAGGUUGAAAAGGGUUGGUCCUCCACCAAAUGCUAUGUCUGUUAAUGGAAGAGCCAGGCUGACUCAUCUAUAUUCUACAGAAGCAAAAACUAAUCACUAGAUGUUAUACCAAAUAUUUUGCACUUUACUACUGCUUCAUAGGCCAUCUGAAUACUAACUACGAAUGAUUGAAAGUGUAAAUGCAAGUAGAUGUUAAUAUAUUUUUGUCAAUUGGUAUAGGAAUUUCAUGUUGGGUCCUUUGCGCAGGAAAGAUUAUUAGACUGUAUAAAUUAUGGUAAUAUUUUGCCUUUUUCUCUUUAUAAAGCUGAUAAUGCUGCUAAAAAGGUUUAAGAAAAGGUGCAGAUGAACUUCACUUGUGUUGGGAUGAGAAUCAAAAAUUUUUGAUUUCAGCCUUCAAGACUGAACAAUAUGUAGUAGUAUACUGAAAAUACAGGUUUCUCUAAAUGUAAGAAUUUUAGAUGAGUAAUUUUGUAAUUGUGUAAUACUUUAACAGAUUGUAUGAAUUUAAAUCUACCAAAUGUUGCCUCCAUAUUAUUUUGUUAAAUUAAAUUUGUAAUUAGUAGAGAAUCUUAAUUAUAUUCAAUACUUUUGUUUCUCUAAAAAAUGGAUAUUUGUUUUUGUUCCUUCAGCUGAAGUAGUUGAGCUAAGUAUUUUUAAUCUUUCUUUUUUUCCUGGUAGCACAAAAAAGAUCAGGACAUAAAUUAUUGGAAAUUUUUGUACUACUUCAAAACUUUUCUUAACGGUAGCACUACAUGACUUUCUGGUCUGCUCUUUAAAUAUCUGUAUAUAGUAUCAAGGUAGUAUUCAUAUAAGCAAUAUCUUUUGAGAACCAAAUCUAUUUUAAAAGUCAUCAGCAUAUAAUCACUUACCAAUAAAAUACAAAUUCCAGUUUUUGAUAUUAAUAGAAGAAAAAGUUUUCACUGAAAGUUUGACUAAAGAAUGAACUGCUUGGGACUUUUCACGUAAAAUAUUUUAAUCUUUGGACAGCACAGUAAAAGAAUUAGAAUGCAUACUUGUGUCUGAGAGCCUCUAUUUAUAAAUUAAGCAUUAGAUAUGAAAAUGGGAGCAUACAUAAAAAGAAAAUGCUUUGUGUUAUAUUUUAUCUAUUUUGCAUUUUUUGGCAAGAUAAUAGAUUUUUGGGGGCAGGGGUGGAAAUGUGAUGACAGUCCUGAUGAAAUAGCUAUAUUGUGGAUACAUGCAGCACUUGCAGGUGUUUUUGCCAAUAUAAAGUAUUUUCUUGAUGGACUGGAUUUAAAUAAAAGUAAUUGUAUUAAUUUUUAUUCCUUAACACUGUAUUUAUUGUGUACCAUAGAGACAUUCUGUAACUCAGUUUCAGAAACUGAUU
Molecule: messenger RNA, 4791 nt
Organism: Nothoprocta perdicaria
Lineage: Eukaryota; Metazoa; Chordata; Aves; Tinamiformes; Tinamidae
Gene: COBLL1
Product: cordon-bleu WH2 repeat protein like 1
Exons: 15
Coding region: 1-3546 (1181 amino acids)
Molecular function (GO): actin monomer binding
Source: RefSeq, a predicted model, not a curated record